GGGAGAGAAGCAGCUGUUGGAGGAGGAGAGUGAGACAAAGAAGGAGCGGGGGGCCGUCCUUACUUGCUCUUCAGUGUGAGGACUGUGUGUGGGAGGAGGCACAGGGAGAGCAGGAGAAAGAAGGGGACAAGAAAGGGAAAGAGCAAGCAGGGAGUAAGCAGUUUGGUGUGUAGGGAGGUAAAUAUAGAUCUGAAAGUGCUUUGCACAGCUGCAGGAAGUCUCUUGUUCUGCCUCCUGCCCUUCACUCCUGUGCUGCACAACUUGGUGAGGGACCAUGCAGCAGGGGUGGACUUUUCCCUGGGUCUCUGCCCUCCUUUUGGGGGUGAUGGGGCUCCUGGUGAGUGGCUCUGAGUUCCAGCAUCACCGCUAUGAGGACUUGGUGAGAGCCCUGUUUGCAGUGCAGAGCGAAUGCCCCUACAUCACCCGCAUUUACAGCAUCGGGCGCAGCGUAGAGGGGCGCCACCUCUACGUGCUGGAGUUCAGUGAUAACCCAGGCAUCCAUGAAGCAAUGGAGCCGGAGUUCAAGUACGUGGGCAACAUGCACGGCAACGAAGUGCUCGGCCGUGAACUGCUCAUUAAGCUCUCCCAGUUUCUGUGCGAGGAGUAUCGGGCCGGAAACCAGCGGAUCAUGAGGCUGAUUCAUGACACGCGCAUCCACAUCCUGCCCUCAAUGAACCCCGAUGGCUAUGAGGUGGCUGCCAAACAGGGUCCAGAGUCCAACGGCUACCUGGUGGGUCGAGGGAACGCCAGACAAUUCGAUCUGAACCGGAACUUUCCAGACCUGAACGCACUCGUGUACUACUACGAGAAGACCAACGGACGGAACCACCACCUGCCCCUGCCGGACAACUGGGAGCAACAGGUUGAACCAGAGACAUUGGCGGUCAUAAAAUGGAUGCAAAACUACAACUUUAUCCUGUCAGCCAACCUCCAUGGAGGAGCCGUGGUAGCCAAUUACCCCUUCGAUAAGUCGAGAGACCCUCGCAUUCGAGGGAGGACCACGUACGCGGCCACUGCGGACGACAAACUCUUCAGGAAGUUGGCGAGGACCUACUCGUACGCCCACAGCUGGAUGCACAAGGGCUGGAACUGUGGGGACUUCUUCGAUGAGGGGAUCACCAACGGCGCCAGCUGGUACUCUCUGUCCAAAGGCAUGCAGGACUUCAACUACCUGUACAGCAACUGUUUUGAGAUCACACUGGAGCUGAGCUGUGAUAAGUUCCCGUCAGCCGCCGCACUGCCCAGAGAAUGGAUGGGCAACCGUGAAGCACUGGUUUCAUACCUUGAACAGGUUAGCAAACACACACGUUGA
Notothenia coriiceps (black rockcod) is the source of this 1312-nucleotide messenger RNA. RefSeq names its product carboxypeptidase N, polypeptide 1 (gene cpn1). The record is from RefSeq and is a predicted model, not a curated record. Bases 275 to 1312 code for a protein of 345 amino acids. The transcript has 7 exons. Gene Ontology annotation, molecular function: metallocarboxypeptidase activity; zinc ion binding. Gene Ontology annotation, biological process: peptide metabolic process; protein processing. Lineage: Eukaryota; Metazoa; Chordata; Actinopteri; Perciformes; Nototheniidae.